Messenger RNA from Megachile rotundata (alfalfa leafcutting bee), 3781 nucleotides. RefSeq names its product nonribosomal peptide synthetase ebony (gene e). Lineage: Eukaryota; Metazoa; Arthropoda; Insecta; Hymenoptera; Megachilidae. The record is from RefSeq and is a predicted model, not a curated record.
GAACAAUUCAGGGUCCUCGUAACCGGUUCUAUAUAAAAGCACUGGCUACGUCAACGGGAGGAGACACUCUCUGCGAGUAAUCGGGCCGGUGAUGACCAAACCGUAAGGUCAUCGUAUUGCGACACCCAACUAUCGAUCUUUUAGCGAAAAUCGCGAAUCGGUUCGUCUCUCGAAAGUUAACAAAGGAACCAUUGUGUUUAGCAUCUUCCAAAAACCACCAUUUGAUUCAACCUGAAAAAUUUGAAAAACCGGUUGUGCUUCGUUGCAAUUUGCUUCGAUAUCGAAGAGGAUAACGGGAUAGGUGAUAUGAAAGAAAACACGUGCGUCGUAAAGUUGAGAUCAGUGGAAGAAAGCUGAGACCGCAGAAUCGAUCGGUAAAGGUGGUCAAGGAGGAUCGGAGAGAUUCAUUAGAGUGAUUGGUGAUCGCUGUUCGAUUCCGAGGCGAAGUUUUCGAGGAAAAAAGACGAGAACGAAUUGGACUUAGGCCGAGCAGAAACGAGAGUGCUCGUUAGAAAGGUGCGCAUGAACCAGUGAAAGUUGGCCGGUCGCUGAAUUCAGGUGUUUCGAGGAUAGUGUACGCCGUUGUUAAAACCGAUACCCUGGAACGGUGCCAUUUUUCUCGACACUGUUGGAUCUCCGUCGUACAGCCAGGAAGCGAAGUCGAAGGCGACACGCUUGCUGAAGAAGGACACGUACGUCAGAAACUGCUUUUGAGAUGGGAACGAUCCUGCAGCAGUCGGUGUUAAAAGGCCGACAGACCAAUGGCAGCAAGGAGAAGGAUUUGCUUCAUAAAUUAUUCAAAGAGUCGGCAGAGAAUAAUUCCAGUCAGCCGGCAAUCUACUACGAAGACGACGAUGGAAAGGUGUACGCGAUCUCUUACCAGGAAUUGCACCUGCUGACCAAUCGGUUGGCCAGGGUUUUGCAGAAAUGCGAGAAACCGGAGAACACCGCGGCGUCGUUCGUUGGAGUCUGCAUGAAACCCUCUCAUCGUCUGCCCACCGUACUGCUGGCGAUAAUUAAAGCUGGGAUGGCGUAUCUGCCUCUGGACGUAGAGUUCCCCAUGUCUAGGAUGAAACACGUUCUGCAGGAAGCUAAACCUUUCGUCGUACUUGUCGAGGAACACGCCGAUUUAUCGAUGUACGAGGGAACGAAUACUAUCACGUACGAGCAGCUGUUGGAACUAGCGAGACACGAGGAGGAGCAGGAUUUGGAGAUCGAGGAGGACCCUGAAAGAAUCGCUAUCGUUCUCUAUACUUCCGGUAGCACUGGAACACCUAAAGGAGUGCUUUUGCCACACGCGACCAUACUGAACCGUUUGCGAUGGCAAUGGAGAGAGCUGCCUUACGGAUCCGACGAGCAGCGUUGCGUCUUCAAGACGUCUUUGACUUUUGUCGACAGUGUGUCCGAAAUUUGGGGACCCUUGUUACAGGGACGUACCUUGAUGGUCGUUGCUAAACACGUCACGAGGGACCCGGAGAAAUUUGUGCAAUUAUUGGAGAAACACGAGAUUCAACGAUUGGUGCUGGUACCGUCUUUGUUGCAAUCGAUGCUGAUGUACCUGAGUCUACGUAACAAGGACAACAUACUCCGUUCACUCAGACUUUGGGUAUGUUCCGGUGAAACGUUGCCAGUCUCGUUGGCGGACGAAUUUUUCACCACAUUUGCAAACGACGAUAAUAAAAUUCUGGCGAACUUUUACGGGAGCACGGAAAUCAUGGGAGACGUCACCUAUCAUCUUAUAAACGACCCUAACCAGCUGCAAUCCGUCGACAAAGUGCCCAUUGGAAAACCGCUGGACAACUGCAUAAUCUACAUCGUGAACAAAGAAAUGCGCCUGGUUCCGCAAGGGGAAGUUGGCGAAUUAAUAGUGGCAGGAAGGAACCUCGCUGCAGGAUACAUUCGAGACAAUGAUUCCCACAAGUUUCAAGAUAACCCGCACGCUAUCGAUCCAGAGUACUCGAGGAUAUAUUGCACCGGGGACUACGCCAAGAUAUCAAAAGGGACAGUGAUAUACGAAGGCCGAAUGGAUUCGCAGAUCAAAGUCAGAGGCCACCGCGUGGACCUCACGGAAGUUGAGAACGCUGUGUCCAAAGUUCCAGGAGUCGACAAAGUGGUGGUUCUCUGUUACAAACCCGGAGAACUGUCGCAGACACUGAUCGCUUUCGUAACCGUCACCGGGUGCACGUGCGACCAGAAAAUCGAGGAGAUCCUCCAAACUACCUUGCCACCCUACAUGCUUCCGCGAAUCAUCGUAAUGGAUAAUAUACCGCUUUUAACGAACGGGAAGACCGAUCGGCAGGCUUUGCUGAAGCACUACGAGUCUACCAGCCUUAAUAACGAAAAUGAGCAAUUCAUGAACUGCGAUUAUACGGGUGUGCGCGAGGAGGACCUGGCAAAAGCGAGAGUCCUGUUUCCGACGGUGGCGUCUGUAAUAGGAGGAGGUCGUUCAAAUGUCACGCCCGAUGCAAAUUUCUACGAGCUAGGCGGCAACUCGUUGAACUCCAUUUACACGGUGACAAAGCUGAGGGAUCAGGGCUACGAGAUAGGCAUUACGGAAUUCAUCACGGCGAAGAAUCUGGCCGAGGUACUCAGCCGGAUGAGGAUCAGCACGGACGACGUUCCUCUAGAGAAUAACAUCAACGAAGACGAGCAUAUUUUUGAAAUGCUCAACGACUCUCAUAAAAACGAUGCGAUAGAAAUUAUUACGGAAAGCUUCUACAGCAAAGCGGAUUUAGAGCAGUGGCUGAUGCCGGGUAUAACAAAAGACGACUACCGGGUAAUGAUGGAGAUCAUGUGGGAGCCUCUUGUGGAGAAGAAUUUGAGUUUCGUAGUGAAAUCGGCUCGAGACGGCAGAACGAUCGGUGUAGGCUUGAAUUUCGAUCUGUGGGACGAGCCUGAGCUGAUACUCGACUCGAAGUUGAUGAUUGUCUUCGAGUUUCUCGAAUACUUGGAAGCGCCGAUCAGGGAACGAAAAUUACCUAAAGGAAAGGGUCAAAUUAUUCAUAAUUUCAUGAUGACGACGAGCGGUGAUCUGAAUCCUGCAGAGAACGUGAUCAUGAUGAAAGUCAUGGAGGAGUACUGCUUGAAAUUGGCGCAGAGGAAGGAGUACGCUGGAAUCUUCACCACGAACACCAGCCCGCUUACGCAGCAACUAGGUACAGACGUGUUUGGGUAUGAAACGAUGCUUACUUACCAAGUGAACAAAUACAAUGCUCCAGACGGCACGAAGCCCUUUGGAGAAGCACCGGACAGUCAACUGGCAAUUUGCUCGUUGAAAAUGAUCGCUUAACGUUGCCUAAAAGGAAACGGAAAUAUUAGCGUGAUACGAGCGGUGGCGACAAUAAAAUUGAUGUAAAUUUAAGAUAAUAUAGGAAGUCGAGUAUUAAUUUAUUGUAAUCGUAUAAUUUCGUUUGGUGCUCACACGAAAUAAUCAAUUUAUGUUUCGUGUUCGGAAAAAAUCUUAUGGAGAUCUCAGACAAUCAAAAAUACACAUACUGUCAAUAUUUUAGAAUUCUCGGUAUUUAUUGAUGAUACUGAAACACUGACAAUAUUGUGUUGAAUAUACAAUGAUUAUCUGAACCCUCCAUUAUUUUCAUUACUUCUUUUAUAUGCGCCACUUUGUUAACGUAAUGACGCAUAUCGAAGAAACUACGAAAAAUUGUAAAUAUUUUUGUACAUAGAGAUAGUACACAUGUGAUAAUGUUGAUGUAGGCGAAUAUACUUUACCCAAAAUUGUUAUACAAUGAAAAUUAAAAUUAGUCAAUUGUAAUACAAAUGUAAU